AUGGGUUGGUUUUGGGGCAACCCGGUUGAGAGUGAUCCCACCAAGAACCUUGACCCCUCUCUAAAAGACUUCCUGAAGCAAGAAACUCCUUCAGGAUAUAACCCUACGACCGUCCAACCCCAAGAAGAAAAGAAACAAAGCUACCCCCAACCUGCGGUCGCCAAUGAAUGCACCACGCCUUCUGAUAAACCAUCCGUUCCAUCCGCUUCUCUUUUCCCCGAUGGCCGCUAUGCACACCUCUGGAAGGACUAUAAAUCCGUUGAGAUACUGGAGGGAUCCAGUGUGUCACCAGCGGAAAGGGUAAUUGAUCAAUCCAAGAAGCGGAAAGAGGCUUUGAACGUGGCGGCGCUGGAGAAUUGCGCGGAAGAACAGUUGGAUUUGUCAAUGUGUUUCAAAUCGGGGACAGUAAAAGAACGAGCAACCAUGUGCAGUGAGAAGAAUUCCAAAUUCUCAAGAUGUUAUAUAAUGCAGAUUAAAUUCCUUCAAGCCCUAGGGUAUGCGUCUUCUUUCGAAUUUGAUUCGGAUAAAGAAGAACGUAUCCAGUUGCACGCGGAUAAACUAUUUCACCAGAUGCUAGACUAUGAACAGCGCAUGAAGGAAGCCAAAUCUGCUGGCCUGGAACCGCCACCACCGCAAUCCCUCUUCAAACCAAAUGUCCAAUCUAUAUCUCAAUCUGCAGACACUAACUCCAAUGCAACAAAUUCAACACCGGAAGAUGCCUCCAAGUCAACUAACUCAGAUCUUGAAAUCCCGGGUGGCGAGAAGAUCCCCGGCAACACUAAAUUCUCAAAGCCACUCAAAGAUAUGACACCGCAUGAAAGGGAGCUUGAGUUGCAGGUAUUACAUCAAGAGCGGGCUCAGCAGGGGGUGUAUAUGCAAGAGGUUGGGGGAGUGCUGAAGGCUGAGAAUGCAGCCCGUGAUAAGCGGCGAGAGAAGCUUAGUGGGUGGUUUGGCGACACAAUUGCAAAAUAUCUUGCUUGA
Paracoccidioides brasiliensis Pb18 is the source of this 981-nucleotide messenger RNA. RefSeq lists its product as uncharacterized. The transcript has 2 exons. The coding region runs from base 1 to 981 and encodes 326 amino acids. The record is from RefSeq and is a predicted model, not a curated record.